Ostreococcus tauri is the source of this 1464-nucleotide messenger RNA. RefSeq names its product Major facilitator superfamily domain, general substrate transporter. Gene Ontology annotation, cellular component: membrane. The transcript has a single exon. The record is from RefSeq and is a predicted model, not a curated record. Gene Ontology annotation, molecular function: hexose transmembrane transporter activity. Gene Ontology annotation, biological process: monosaccharide transmembrane transport. NCBI's taxonomy places the organism in Eukaryota, Viridiplantae, Chlorophyta, Mamiellophyceae, Mamiellales, Bathycoccaceae. The coding region runs from base 1 to 1464 and encodes 487 amino acids.
AUGCCGUCGCCGAGGGAGCGCGUGCGGUCGCCGAGAGGGGAGGAACGGCGACGGUUGGUGACGCCGCGCGGGACGGGUUCGACGAGCGAGUUCUCGGUCCCAGAGGUGCCGAGACGGAUGUCGGCGCGAGAGGCGUUGACGAGAGCGGCGUUUCCGGUCUUCGUCGCCGCGCUCGGGGCGUUUUCGUUCGGGUAUCACUGCGGUGUGGUGAAUCCGGCGUUGGAGAAUCUCGCGAGAGACAUCGGAAUCGCGAACGACGUCGCGGCGAAGGGCUCCGUCGUGAGCGCGAUGUUGCUCUUUGCGGCGGUCGGGUCGUUCUCCGCGGGCGGCAUCGCGGACGCGUUCGGACGCGUGAAGGCGUUGGGGCUCUCGGGCGCGGCGUGCGCGCUCGGAAGCGCGGCGUGCGCCACGGCGACGACUCUGGAUGGCAUCCUCUUUGGACGCGCGCUCGUCGGUAUCGGGGUGGGUUUGGUGUCCAUCGUCGUUCCGAUGUACAUCAGUGAGCUCGCUCCUCCCGAACAUCGCGGGAUCUUGGGCGCCGGGCCGCAGUUGUCCAUCGGGGUCGGGAUCCUCAUCGCCGUCGUGCUCGGGCUACCGUUUCAGGGAGACCAGUACUACGCCCCGCCUGAAAACUGGUGGCGAAUCAUGUUUUGGGUCGCGUGCAUCCCCGGCGUCGCCCUCGCCGCGCUGGCGAAUACGAUUCCGGAAUCCCCGACGUGGCUUCGAUCCAAGGGUCGAUUCCACGAAUCGGACGCGGUGGAGACGGCGCAGUUUGGCGCGACGCUUUCGCGAAGAAACGAUGACGCCACCGACGGCAAGAUGGCGCGGUGGACGGAUGUUUUAACGGCGCGAUCGAACCGUCGAGCGCUCAUCACGGGGGUGAUGUUGUUUUUCAUUCAGCAGUUCGCCGGGAUCAACGCCAUCAUCUACUUCAGUACGAGCAUCUUUGAGAGCGCCGGGAUCACCUCAGCCGUCUUCGCCUCGAUCGCCGUGUGCGUGGUCAACUUGGUGGGCAGCGUUCUUGCCACUGGAUUGCUCGAUAAAACGGGCAGAAAACCGCUUUUGACGUUUUCAUUCCUCGGCAUGGCGAUCUGUUGCGUCAGUUUAGCUUUGUCCGCGGCGAAUCCGCACAUGUUUAUGGCGCCGACGCUCUCUCUCAUUUCCGUUCUCGCGUACGUCUUCAUCUUCGGUAUGGGUGCCGGUCCGGUUCCGGGACUUUUGUCUUCGGAGAUCUAUGCACCCGCCGUGAGAGGAAAAAGCAUGUCGUUGUGCUUUCUCUCGCACUGGAUCUUCAACUUUUGCAUCGGCCAGGGCUUCUUGCCCGCCGUGCAGACUUACGGGGCGCCCGCCGUGUACAUGCUCUUCGCGGUUUUCUCGCUUUUUGGUUUCAUCUUCACCUCGGCGUACGUGAUCGAGACGAAAGGGAAAAGUUUGGAGCAAAUCGCUGCCGAACUCCAUAUUUAG